This is a messenger RNA of Pseudogymnoascus destructans, 1164 nucleotides long. RefSeq lists its product as uncharacterized. Gene Ontology annotation, cellular component: lipid droplet; ascospore wall; prospore membrane. NCBI's taxonomy places the organism in Eukaryota, Fungi, Ascomycota, Leotiomycetes, Thelebolales, Thelebolaceae. Bases 1 to 867 code for a protein of 288 amino acids. The transcript has 11 exons. The record is from RefSeq and is a predicted model, not a curated record.
AUGUCGUCUUUUGUGGAGAAGUCAACGGCCAAGGCCAAGGAGAUCGCGGCGGAUGACAUCUCAAGGGCUAAGGAAAUUGCUUUCAAGACGGCCAGCUCUGGCUCAUUUUGGUACCCCAUUAAGGGCAUUUUUUACUUCUUGUAUCAUCGGAACCUAUGGAAGCCAUUUACCUCCCGUCUUCUCUCCACCUUGACUCUGUCGGUUUCCGUGGUGUUCUUCAUGUUCAUCUUCACCUAUAUCCCCCAGGUCACGAUUCUAUUUUUCACCAGCGGACCACUGGCUCCGCUCUCGGCAGUCCUACUCGUCCUCAGUGAGAGCUCGACUAUCAUCAACAUGCUCGCCCGGUCAUUCCUGAUCCACGAAGCUCUUGACGACACCUUCGAUGCCGUCCUGCUGACUAGGAACGAGGAUGUCUUGGUAUCCGGUGGGCGUAAACUCAACAAGAGCACCGAUCCAAUUAGUCGGCUUGGUGCCACCAUUAAGAACCCGUUUCACAACUUUACGCCGAAGGCAAUUAUCAGAUAUGUUUUGUAUCUACCGCUCAACUUCAUUCCAGUGGUGGGAACUAUCACGUUCCUAAUCCUGCAGGGCAGAGGCCGCGGAACAUAUGCGCACUCACGCUAUUUCCAACUCAAGAAGAUGAGCGCUUCCAGCCAGAAUAAGUUUGUGCAAGAGAACGUCGGCCCUUACACUGCGUUCGGUAUCGUUGCUUCGCUGCUUGAGAUGGUUCCCAUCGCGUCGAUUUUCUUCUCGUUCACGAACACAGUGGGCGCCGCGUUAUGGGCUUCUGAUAUUGAGAAGAGCGAGAAUGGGAUGGAUGAUAUUGCCAAUCCGGAUUCAGUGGAGCUUAACGCUAAGGGAGAGUAGAGAGAUAAGGUGAUGUCGUUUCGUCGCUGGAUGGAUGAUUGACUGGAUAGGGUGAGGUUUUGGAUAUGGUUGAAGGAUUUCAUCAUAUGUGGUCGCGUUGGAGUCGUUCUCUAGACCUUAUAUAUACUGGCUGGAGACAUUGGUAGAUAUAGUAUCCGAUGGAUAAAUGGAGCAAUAUGGAGAUGGAGUUUAUUAUUUCUAGGUAGAAAUUAGCGGAGUCUGAGAUAAUAUCAAGACAUUCAAAGUCGAUGACAUAUUUCGAGAGCAAACAGCUCAAAUCUCGAACAUGAAAUUUCC